CUCCCGGCCCGCCAGCGCCUUGGCCUCUCAGUCCCAUCCCGUCGCCGGUGCGCCCUGGGAGCCUGCCUUACGAGCGAGACCUGCGCUCACGGGCUCCCUCCAGCCUCCACCGUCCGGCUGAGCCUCAGCUCCGGAGCUGCCGCUGCCGCUGCCGGGACAUGGUCCUCUGCGUUCAGGGGUUGGCUGAGCAGCAGGUCUUGGAAGAGCCUGAAUUUUGCCCGUGGCACCCCCACAAUUGCCUUGCCCCUCCUCAGUCCAGUCUGGGAUCCCAGUGAGGACUUGACUGCUGCCUCCCUUCUCCAACUUUCCUCAAAGACUAGGAUGGUGUGGAGGCUGACCCUGUUCUUUGCUGGCUGUGGAGCAGAUCGGGCAGCGGCCCCUGUGGACCCAGUCCCUGGAGCUGCCCGAACCAGCUAUGCAGCCUUUGCCUGCCGGGUCCUUCCUGGAGGAGGUGGCAGAGGAGACCCCAGCCCAACCAGAGAGUGAACCCAAGGUGCUGGACCCUGAGGAGGAUCUGCUAUGCAUAGCCAAGACUUUCUCUUACCUCCGGGAAUCUGGCUGGUACUGGGGUUCCAUUACGGCCAGCGAGGCCCGACAACACCUGCAGAAGAUGCCAGAGGGCACGUUCCUGGUACGCGACAGCACCCACCCCAGCUAUCUAUUCACUCUGUCUGUCAAAACCACUCGAGGCCCCACCAACGUACGCAUUGAGUACGCUGACUCCAGCUUCCGCCUGGACUCCAACUGCCUGUCCAGGCCACGCAUCCUGGCCUUCCCAGACGUGGUCAGCCUCGUGCAGCACUAUGUGGCCUCCUGUACUGCUGACACCCGAAGUGACAGCCCUGAACCUGCACCCACCCCAGCCCUGCCUACCCCUAAGGAAGAUGCGCCUGGUGACCCAGCACUGCCUGCCCCUGCAGUCACCGCCGUGCACCUAAAACUGGUGCAGCCCUUUGUGCGCAGAAGCAGUGCCCGCAGCCUGCAGCACCUGUGCCGCCUUGUCAUCAACCGUCUGGUGGCUGAUGUUGACUGCCUGCCACUGCCCCGGCGCAUGGCUGACUACCUCCGACAGUACCCCUUCCAGCUCUGACCCACCUGAGCAUCCGCCUAGCCUCACCCAAACAUACCCUGGAAGGGACACGGGCCCCAGCUGGACUUGGGCUCCCAUCGUCCCUCCUCCAGUUAUCCUAGUGACUGCAAGCACCUGACAGCUGGACCAGGAAGAGUUAGCAGGAGCAAGGCUGGGGGUGAGGGGUAGAGAAAAGUGUCACACAACUUGAAGGUCAACACCCCCAGCUCCCAUGUGGCUCCGUUGUGGUGAGCCAUGUGUCAGAAGAGAGGGAGACAGGCGGGACCUUGUCUCACCUUGUGGGUGAGGCCAAAGCCCCCACUUGCCUGUUGUGGGCUCCUGAACUGUAUAGACUUUGCCAGCCCUGGUGUCUCAGUCCACAGGGUGGGGCAGGCCCCCUCCUUCUAGCCAGCCUGUCUCAGGAAGGAUGGCUGCCAGAGGAACUGAGGUUGACAGUGACAGUCCCUUGAUGGGGGAACAGGCCAGGCUGAGGGACUACAAAGUUAUACAAUAUUUAUUUAUUUAUUCUCCUUGGGUUUGUCUCAAGGUGAGCCAAUCCCACCUCUCUGCCCUGAGUCCUGAGUGCUCUGGAGACCCCAGCUCUGCCCCAACUUCUCUGGUUCCUCCUGGUGGAGAGCCCCAUCCUGAGACAUGUUGCUGGAUCCAAGGCAGUUCUGGAUAUCCUGGCACUGACCCACCCACCUGUGAAUGUGUGCACCCUCUUCUGCCCCCAGCCCUGUUUUGGGAGGGUGGGAAAGUGGACAAGAAAAUGAAGCCAAAGUGUCAGUGCCCAGCAGAGCCUGCCACUCACCCCCUCGCAGGACAGAGCCCUGUCUGCACAGAGCUGGUCUCGGUGGGGCACCAGCCUGCGGGAGCGUGUGUGCGGUGUCAGGAAGCAGCAUGUUGGCUCCACAGCUGCUGCUCCAGCUCUGCUGGGUCGGCUUCCUGCCCAGGAAGGUGCCUGCACACGAGAGGGAAAGAAAUACCUAUCUGAUAAGACUUUAUAAAAUAAGUAUUAUAACAAGCAAAACCCAGUUUGGUAGUCUUUUUUCUUCCACUGAUUUUUCUGUAUUGACAAUAAAAUUGUACUUUUCAUUUAAGGAGA
Neofelis nebulosa (Clouded leopard) is the source of this 2174-nucleotide messenger RNA. It is a transcript of the gene CISH, whose product is annotated as cytokine inducible SH2 containing protein. Bases 416 to 1090 code for a protein of 224 amino acids. Gene Ontology annotation, biological process: phosphatidylinositol phosphate biosynthetic process; intracellular signal transduction. The transcript is spliced from 4 exons. NCBI's taxonomy places the organism in Eukaryota, Metazoa, Chordata, Mammalia, Carnivora, Felidae. Gene Ontology annotation, cellular component: phosphatidylinositol 3-kinase complex. The record is from RefSeq and is a predicted model, not a curated record. Gene Ontology annotation, molecular function: 1-phosphatidylinositol-3-kinase regulator activity.